Messenger RNA from Helicoverpa zea (corn earworm), 1961 nucleotides. RefSeq names its product octopamine receptor (gene Oct-TyrR). The transcript has a single exon. Gene Ontology annotation, biological process: adenylate cyclase-activating adrenergic receptor signaling pathway. Lineage: Eukaryota; Metazoa; Arthropoda; Insecta; Lepidoptera; Noctuidae. Bases 1 to 1434 code for a protein of 477 amino acids. The record is from RefSeq and is a predicted model, not a curated record. Gene Ontology annotation, cellular component: membrane. Gene Ontology annotation, molecular function: octopamine receptor activity.
AUGGGGCAAGCAGCUACACACGUGGACGCAAACUACACUUUAAUAAAUUACACAGAGGAGGUCAUCGAGGAUGACAGAGACGCUUGCGCUGUCGCUGAUGAUCCUAAAUAUCCAAGUAGCUUCGGAAUAACGCUAGCAGUCCCAGAAUGGGAAGCAAUAUGUACAGCCAUUGUCCUUACCCUCAUAAUCAUUUCUACGAUAGUUGGAAAUAUUUUGGUAAUCCUCAGUGUAUUCACAUACAAGCCGCUCAGAAUCGUUCAGAAUUUCUUCAUAGUAUCACUCGCCGUAGCGGAUUUGACGGUAGCAAUAUUGGUGCUGCCACUGAAUGUGGCGUAUUCCAUUCUCGGGCAAUGGGUGUUUGGGAUAUAUGUGUGCAAGAUGUGGCUUACAUGUGACAUAAUGUGUUGCACUUCGUCCAUUUUAAAUUUGUGUGCAAUCGCAUUAGACAGAUAUUGGGCGAUUACUGAUCCAAUAAAUUAUGCACAGAAGAGAACUUUAGAAAGAGUGCUUCUGAUGAUUGGUGUGGUGUGGGUUCUAUCGUUAAUUAUAAGCUCUCCCCCAUUGCUCGGCUGGAAUGACUGGCCUGACGUCUUCGAACCUGACACACCCUGUCGCUUAACCUCUCAACCAGGCUUUGUAAUCUUCUCUUCAUCAGGAUCCUUUUACAUACCGCUAGUUAUUAUGACUGUAGUUUAUUUUGAAAUAUAUUUGGCCACUAAGAAAAGACUAAGAGAUCGCGCUAAGGCAACUAAGAUCAGCACAAUUUCUAGCGGCCAAAACAAAUACAGCAAUAAAGAGGAUCACCAUGAUCAAGAUUCAGUGAGCUCUGAAGCCAAUCACAACGAGCAUCAAGGCGUUACACGUCUCGUUUCAGAUAAUGAGAAGAAAAAAAGAACCAGAAAACUGACACCUAAAAAGAAACCAAAGCGCAAAUACUGGAGCAAAGAUGACAAAUCACAAAACAAAUUGAUAAUACCAAUUCUGUCAAAUGAGAACUCCGUUACCGAUAUGGGCGACAAUUUGGAGAAUAGGAACACGUCGUCGGAAAGUAACUCGAAAGAAACUCAUGAAGAUGAUUUGAUCGAAGUCAAUGAGACCGUGCCAGUGAAGACUCAUCAUAAAAAGCCUAAACCUAACCAACAAAGUGCAGUUUACCAGUUUAUUGAGGAAAAACAGCGAAUUUCUCUAACCCGCGAACGCCGCGCGGCGAGGACUCUCGGCAUUAUAAUGGGUGUAUUCGUGGUCUGUUGGUUGCCCUUCUUCGUCAUUUACCUUGUCAUUCCCUUCUGUGCGAGCUGUUGCUUAUCCAACAAGUUCAUUAACUUUAUCACUUGGCUUGGAUAUUGCAACUCCGCCCUUAACCCUCUUAUAUACACCAUAUUUAAUAUGGACUUCAGAAGAGCAUUCAAAAAAUUACUAUGUAUGAAACCGUGAACGUGCCAAAGACUGUAAAAUUGUGUAGUGGUUUAUGCUUAUAAUGAAUGAUGCUGAUUUGCUCAAAUGUUUUAACUCAUUCGUAAGUAGAUGUACUAGCAAUGAUCAAGUAAGAUAUUGAAAGUUUGAGUAUAAAAGUAAGAUUACGAAUCUCAAUGUACAUUUAUUGUAUGCAAAGGUGUUGUAAUGAUAUUAAAUAAAUAGCUAAAUAUACUUUAAAAUAUUGUAGAGUAGUGUCAUGUAAAUAUUUGAAGGUUGAAUAGUGCAUAGCACUUUAGAUUUGUAUAAGUAUGUGUGUAAAUAAAAUUUUGUGAAUUGAACGAAUUUGGACGAAUCAUUGAUAACCAACGAAUACUUUCAAAUAUAUAAUCCUAAUUAUGUACAUACAUAUCUUGGUCCGUUUGUAUAUAAGUAAUGAAAAUAUUUGUAAUCUACAAUAUCUGUAACUGUUCAUACUUACUUAUUUUAGUAGAACUAAACGUAAGAAAGUUAUUUCAGUCGUUAGAUAAUGAUUGUUUUCACGAUUG